CCGCCCAAGCCCUCUAAAGAAAACAUCGCAAGGGCAAAGCUCGGGCGGCAAGCCUUUGUGUGUUUGUGGGCGAUAAUAGUUAGAUCUUUUAACUAACGAUAUUCACGAAGCUUACGCGCUCACUGUUUACAGGAUUGUGGCUUCGACAAACAGCGGAACGGUUUCGAAAUGCAAUCACACGCGCAUUGUUAUCGCUCUGGAAAUAAUGGAUAAGUGGUGACCCUUUCAGAAUGAGCAGCAUUUGUAGGGAAAGGAGGCAAGACAAGAAAGUUGCGAAAGGCAUACCGCAGAAGGCAGCGGGUCGUUCGAAAAAAGAUGGGAACUCCAAAGAUUGCAAAAGGAAGUUUAGAAACGUCUGGAAGGAUACUUAUACGUGGUUGCAGUACGAAGAAGUCAAGAAUACUAUGCAUUGCGUGCUGUGCAGAGAAGCCUACUUCGGUCAGGAGAAAUGCGUGCCGUUCGUCGAAGGCACGAACAACUUCAAGGUUUCGGUCAUUCAAAAGCAUGAGAAGACGUCGGCCCACAGAAACCUCCUGAACAAAAGCGAGGCCGAGAGAAAGAAAUUGGCGCAUUCGUUCCGAACAAAAAAGAAGCCGCCGGAAGAUUCGCGAUCCAGAUUCGAGCUUCUGUUCAAGACCGUCUACGAGAUACAGAAGAACAAGCUUUCGUUUUCGCAAUUCCCAGUUCUGGUGAACCAGCAGAUCCAGAACGGCGUGCCGCUCGAAGGUCGGUACACGAAUCACCAUCACGUCGUGCCGGACUUUUCCAAGUACAUCGCCAUGUCGAUGAUCAACGACACCGUAGCCGAUAUUUAUCAGGCGAAACACUUUGGCAUCGUGCUGGACGAUGUUUCGGACGUUGUGGGAUCGCGCAAGGACGCUGUGUACAUCACUUACCUCAAAGACUGCAGAAAAUGCACCAAAUUCCUGGGGCUCGUCGAAAACGAGAACGGAGUCGGCAUCGCCCUCGCGAUGGUGGAAAUGCUCGCCAAAUUUGGAUUCCCAUCGCCUUUCGAGAAGCUUUUGUGCCUAACAACUGACGGGCAGACCGUACACCAAGCGGACGGUGGCCUGCAGAUGGCAUUGGGAAAAGAAGCGCCUGUUCUCUACACCAUGGACUGUCUAGUGCACAAGCUUGAGAGUGCGGUGAAACCAGUCCUCUUCAGGCAUCCACAAGUCAAAUGCUGCGCAGACAAGUUGUACAAAUUGUUCUGCUUCUUCAGAGACCUACAGAAGAAGACGGGCAAUACGGUGGACAUAUGGACACCCUCAAGCCCCGCUGAUCAACAUGCUCGUUCCUCCAAUCCACAGUUGCUAGUCCUUAACCUCAAGUUCCUAACUGCCAUCAUUGAAAAGUGGAGCAGUGUCACGUCGUUCCUAAAGGAUAACUAUCACAACCUUGACCGAAAACUUCGGCCUGAUGCGGCAGAAAUUCUCACUUGCUUGAAGAGCUCGGUUUUCAUUGCCCAUGUCCACCUGUUAAGAGAGAUUUUCAAGGCCUUGCACGUGUUUCAAGAAAAGACAACUGGCUCGUUAUCUCCUGCCUGCUACACGGUGAUCAAUGAGCUGAGGACUACUGCAAUGAUUAUCACCAACCAGAUUGUCUUGGGCCCCUCUCUGAUACCAGUCCUGCACGAGCUACAGGAAAGAAAUGGUUUCUUCCAAGGCAUGGCGAUCACACAAGAUUUCGACAUCGAUUCAUUUCAAUCUGUAGCUGAAGAUGUGUGCCAGUGUGUGUCGCAGCAGGUGCUCCAGAUGGCGAGCCAGUGCUCGGAGUCCUUGCACAAGUUUUCAGUGCUGGAUCCAAAAAACUGGCCAGUAGAAUCCGAUGAGCACUUUGGUGGAUACGGAAUAGAAACCAUCAAGGAACUUAGCGGCGAGAUGCAGUCGUUGCUGCCGGAGAAACUCAUUUCAGAUAUCAUACUGGAGUGGUGUUCCUUCAAGUUCUUUGUAAACAGGAGUCUUGCAAAGUGCUUGCGGAAGGACUUCAUCAACCUUGCCGCUACCGUGGUUUCCAGGUUCAGUGCGGUCUAUCCUACCAUCUGCACAUUCCUCACUGCAGCAGCGCUGCUUUCGCCGUCGUGCAGAGUGACACACAAGGGCUUCGAAGAACUCUGCGUCAUUAAAGAAUCUCGGAAGAAUGUUCUCACGGACGACACACUGUGGCAGACGAUGGUCAUCAAUGUGAAUGGAGCGCCAGUUGAAUUGUGGGAUCCAGAACCUGUGGUUGACCUGUGGUUGAAAACGAGUCUUCGUAGGCCAAACAAUAGAACUUCAAAUAAGCAUGCUUUAGAUACUUGUAACAAGCAGGAGACCCAGGUUGACGAUUCAGCACUGUUCCAGGGUUGCCAGGUUGUCGUCAUAACGGGUGAAUUGUGUGAGCUGCCUAUAGUAUGCAGCAGUGAUGCUUCAAGUUAGUAGAACUGUCAACUCCUAAGUGUAGUCACCUGUAGCUUGUCUUUUGCAUGGUCUCAAGAACAGAACAGUGCUAGGUACGACCAUUCAGUAUGCUUUCAUAGUGUGUCAUCUGCUUCAACGAAGAGUCAAUUUUCUUAACAGUACAGCAGAGAUUUGUUUUCUUUUUCUUUUUUUUUUUGCAAUACAUCAUCAGUGACGGUUGACAGGGACAACCAUGCGAUUAUCGGUGGUUAAUUAUCGCCAUCACCUUACUUUUUUUCGUCCACUAAAGGUCAAAGCCUCUCCUAAAGAUACCCAAUUACCCUGACUGCAUCCUAUGUUUGCAAAUUUCUUACUUUAGUCUCACUAUUUAGUUCCUUCCCACCUUUGAUUGUGUCUUCCUUCUUUGGAACCUCUUUCGUCAUUGUAAUCAACCAAAAAUUAUCUGAUUUAUACAUUACAUCAGCUGCCCACUCUGCUGCUUUAUCUCAACAUUAUAUGCUAUUUGCCCAAUUUACUUCUUCAUUGGUUACCUUAAAGUGUAUGUUGCAAAUUCAGAUUUGAAAUUUGACACUACUAGCACCAAUUUUGAGCUGUUGGUGGGCAAAAUUUUUGUCACUAACACAGGCGUUCUUAAUAUGGAAAUGAUGCAUGUAAUGAUGCACUCGUUUAUCUGAAAGUUUUGGUUGGUAUAUGUUGUCAUCAGUGUUGCCGCACUCCUAAAGAGCCAGGAAUGUGUUAAAAAUUGUUCCAAAUAGCAUGAUUAUUGUAAAAAUCUGUCGCUGGGUGUGUAUCUCAGAUUUGUCUAUUAUCUCAUUUAAUAUGUCAGUUAUUGGGAGAUAGAACGACGCCACACUGAAGCCGUUUUUUGGAUUGCAGAGCAGGCAUUUUAUUUAGUUGGAAGAAGUGGAUCAAGAUUGACAGUUUUGCAAAGAAAUGGUGGUUGCAGUCGCUGCCUUGCUUGCAGAAGCAUGUUUCAUCUUCUCAUAUUCUGUGCCCGAAAAUUACUCGGCCGCCAGACGGGCCCUCAAAUAAAAGCAUGUGAGAGUCUCAAAAAACAAGCACAAGCUAAAUUGUCUCAAAACAGAAGUUUUUAUCUAGUCGAAUGAGAAGAGAAAAUGCUUGCGGAGUAAGUGGCAGGUCAAAAUUGCAUUAGUGGUAUUUGCUCUCACAAAUGGGCCACCACUACAAUUUGUGAUGAGCUAAACCACUUGCCUGUCAGGUGAGUGGUCAGAACAGCAUUAGGAGGUCAGCUUGUUUUGUUGCGUAUAUGCUAGACACCAUUUCCUUUCGCUCUCUCUCUAUUAUUGCAAUAGCAAUUAUACGGACACUAAAGGCAUGUUCGCACCACCUUUGUGCUGUCAUGGUGCGUGUAGGGCCCGUGCUUGGCAGGUUCUCCAGUGACGCGACAUGCACGCAGUGCAUUUGGCUGCAAAAACGAUGAAGCCAAGUGAAUUCACCAUCAUACUUUGCUCCGUCGACUCUGCACUAGAGCCAUGGUAGUGUUCUGCUUUCCAUUGCUGGCACGAGAAUUGCGCUGACAAACACCAGCAUUCUUGCUGUGCGGUUGUGUGCGUACAAUGGCCGAAGUGAAAUGUGUGGUAACCACAAGCUAUGAACGCUGACGGUGCUCCUGCGCUCUCCUCUCCUGCAUCAUUGAGGUGCGAUGUUUGCAGUCCUGCUGGCGGUGCUCUUCAUCAUGGCAGUCUGAGUCACCUGGGAGCUACCGGGGCACUGUUUCUGUGUGCAGCAACAGUUGCCUCACAUGCUGCAUCGCACCAACAUGUGUCCCCUCUCUCGGUAUUUUUAGAACACUGUUCGGGGAGCUUCAGCACAGUGCUAAUCCUUGCUACCACUUUCAGUGUUUGCCCUUCGGGCAAAACUGCCACUUUAUUUUAUUUUAUUUUUUGCGCGCAUAGCUACUUGGAAAAUGAAGAGACACAAGUUACUCCCGAGAUACAGAAAUCACAAGAUUUCAGAAAUUCUCAGCAUAUCUAUAUGUUUCAGUAAGAAUGUGUAAAUAUUAAUACAAUCUAUAGAUAUGACAGCGUGUUGGGCUGCUAAGCACGAGUUUGCAGGAUCGAAUCCUGGCCAUGGCAGCCGCAUUUCGAUGGGGGUGAAAUUCGAAAUACCUGUGUACUUAUAUUCAGGUGCAUGUUAGAGAACCCUAGGUGGCCAAAAUUUAUGGAGCCCCUCACUACAGCGUGCCUCAUAAUGAGAAAGUGGUUUUGGCACGUAAAACCCCAUAAUUUAAUUUUUUAGAUAUGACGGCACUGCCUAUGACCUGCGAGUGGUGGCUCGGCAAUUGUGGCACUGCGGUGUUGAGCAUGGCAUAACAGGUUUGAUACCUGGCCAUGGUGGAUGCAUUCUCGUGGGGUAGGAAUGCAAAAACCGCUUGUGUACUUAAAUUUAGGUGCAAGUUUAAGCACCACAGGUUGUUCAAGUUAAUCCCCCCACCACUUUGGUAUGGUGUCCCUCGUUCCUUGUGUGUUGCUUCUGAAUGUGAAAUCUUGUAGUUAGAUGCAGUGCCUAUAACUGGUAAUAGUUCCAGAAUUUCUACUAAGUGAACAUGCUUUUGGCGCUGACUAUCUUGAAUCCUGCAAUUGGAUUAUGUGUGCUAUGAUGUAAUAAAAUAAUUUUUAAUUAGCAGGCGCUGAAUAGUUUGUGCAUAAGUGAAGAUUGUUGCUGAUGUGCUGCACCACCGAUAAUGUGUAGCUCCCCUCUUCGAAAAAAUUACCUCCACUGUACCUUGCUCAAGAAAAUAAGCUAUUCUUCGUUGAAGCAGCUGGUAUAUAUGUACAUAAGUGUAUCUAAUGUUUGCAUGCCCUACUAAAGGUCUGUUCAAUUCGUUCUGCACAGCAUGAACUUGUUCACACCAGUUCAGUGCUUGUGCUGAACAAUUACUCGCCACCUUGUAGAACUCUGUAGCAGAGCACAAAGUCAUGGGUUUGAUCCCCAGCUGUGGCAGGUGCAUUCUAAUUCAGGCGGGAUACAAACAUUUUAGUACACGAAGUUUCAGGUUUGCGAAUCCCUGGUGGAUAAAAUUAAUCUGGAGUCGCGGGUCUUAGAGGGUUAGGAAUUCUGCAACAUGUGGUUUUUCAAAUGGGUAGAGGUGUCGCUCUACUCUCCCUCCAAGAGCAUCCACCGCAACUCUUGGAGACUCUUGGAGACUCUUGGAGGAAGACUAGAGCUGUUGGCUGGGUGCCUACCGGUAAAGUGGGUACAAACACGCUCCCAGUCAGGUGCUCGGCCAUUAUGCAACCUGAGUGCUCGGAAUCUCCCCACUUAAUAGGUGCUUUCGGUUGCCACAUGGAAAAUGGUCACCAUAAUAGCAGCCCCGGAUACAUACGCAGAAUAAGCCUGAAAUCUGCAUGCCAGCUCCAGCCAAUCUCGUGGCCUUCUUUCAAAUAAAUUCUCUGUGCACGGUCUGCCACAAGUGCAAGAAAUGCGAAUCACCAAUACCAGAUUAAAUGCUUUGGCAACUCAAGCUUGCAAUGGACGAGCUGUACUUAUUUGUAAAUGUGCAAAUCCGAGAUGAGCUGGUCCAAAACACAAAAGUGGUUGGCUCGAUUUACAUUAAAAAUUUGCCUGCCUGAAAUGAAAUGUGACGUGUGGAUGCCGACGUUCCGUAAUCGUCAAACGCACUGCACAGUGGAGCAUCUCCUUAACUAGUUUGGAAAGUGGCACAGGCGAAUCGAACAGACCUUGCAUGUUUUUACCGUAAGCUAUUGCGAAUGUGGAAACCCACCGAAAUAAAAUAGUGUCGUGGA
Molecule: messenger RNA, 6166 nt
Organism: Dermacentor andersoni
Lineage: Eukaryota; Metazoa; Arthropoda; Arachnida; Ixodida; Ixodidae
Product: zinc finger protein 862-like
Source: RefSeq, a predicted model, not a curated record